This is a messenger RNA of Rhipicephalus microplus (southern cattle tick), 4097 nucleotides long. RefSeq names its product defective in cullin neddylation 1 domain containing SCCRO3 (gene SCCRO3). Lineage: Eukaryota; Metazoa; Arthropoda; Arachnida; Ixodida; Ixodidae. The record is from RefSeq and is a predicted model, not a curated record. Gene Ontology annotation, cellular component: ubiquitin ligase complex. Gene Ontology annotation, biological process: protein neddylation. Gene Ontology annotation, molecular function: ubiquitin conjugating enzyme binding; cullin family protein binding; ubiquitin-like protein binding.
UGCGUGUGUGCCGAUGCUGUCCGUGAGGCCAAGUUUCGCGAGCUGAAAGGAGCCAGACCCCUGAAAAAAAACGAACGUCAUUCUGGACUUCGUUAUGUGAAAUCACCAUGGUAUGUGAGCCAAGCCCAUGGGGAACGCGCUGUGCUGUUGCCUCGGCCAGGACGCAUCUACCGGUGACCACCCGCUGAAGUUUCUCGAUCCCGCGUGCUCCAAGGGCGGAGCCACGGGUGUCACCAACAGUCAGGCCGCCGCCUCCGCCACGGGUCCCGCCUACGGGGCGGGUGCCUCCACGACCCCCACCGGUGGCGGCGGUGGCCUUGGCUCUACGGUUGCCAGCACUCCGGCAACCACGCCGACCGGCAUUGCCGGUUUCAUCGCCAACUCGGCCGCGGCCACCUCGGAGUCCAACGUGUCUAUCUCGACGGCUCCAGCGGCACCACGAACCAGCAUUGGUGAACGGUUUAUGUUCUACCCCCGCAUCCAGCGUGACGCUGGACGCCGGGGAACUUUCGAGCCACGUCACUCGGAGGCACGUGCUGCCGCACUCUUCGAGAAGUACCGGGACCCCGAAGAGGACGCUGUGUUGGCCGAGGGAAUCGUGCAGCUCUGCGACGACCUGGGCGUGAGGCCUGAGGAGUUUCGCGUUCUUCUCCUCGCGUGGAAGUUCGGUGCCCAGCAGAUGUGCCGUUUUACAAGAGAUGAGUUCCUCGGGGGCUGCCGCGCACUUCGUGCAGACUCGGUGCCUGCUAUCCAGGUGCGGUUCCCUGAACUUUUGGCCGAAGCCCGAGAACCGGCUCGGUUCCGCGACCUUUAUCGCUUCACAUUCCGUUUCGGGCUCGAGUCUGGCCAGCGCACACUGCCAACGGACAUGGCGGCGCAGCUGUGGCGCCUUGUGUUUUCCCAGGAGCCACCGGCAGUGCUCGAGCGCUGGUUGGCAUUCCUUGAGAGCCACCCCGAGGUGCGCGGCAUCACGAGCGACACGUGGAACAUGUUUUUGCACUUUGCUGAGACGGCGGGCCGCGACCUCAGCACGUAUGAUGACUCCGAGGCGUGGCCCAGCCUGUUCGAUGACUUUGUGGAGUAUGAGAACGACCAGACGAACCAGAAUGUGCUCCACCAGGUGAACAAGGGCGGCAGUGAUGUGAAGGCUGAGUGACGAUGCAUCGCCAAAGGGUUGUGACUAAUCGGAAACAUCGAGCCGGGAUCCGAGCGAAGGCGCAAGCUCCACAGCCGCCCGGAAUACCGUUCCGACAGCUGACGUCCUGCUACACGUGGUGUGCGGGCCUGGUCCUAUCAAAGGGGGCGACUGCCAGGAGUGCAUGAAACUAUACAUACUCUUGCCCCGAGCUGUGUAGCUCGAGCACUAUUGCAUUUGUAGGCUGCGCGCUUCGCUGCCGGAUUGCGGGAAGAUUGCUAGAGAUCGCGUAGGCAAGCUCACAGUAGGGAGGGCCUGUGUUGUUUCGAAUGCUUUUGUGUUCUGUUGACGAUGUAGCCAUGCUCCAUGAAACAAAAGGUUUUCCUCACGUCGACCAAUCAGAUUCGUAAGACUAAAGAGUUUGCGUUUUUCGAGUUCAGCUGGACAUAAACACGGCGCGCUGUCUUGUUUACCAACCAUGCACAGGCUCCAAAAUGGACGCACAAUUUUCGACUCGCCGUUUGACCCGGCGUUUGAAGGACAACGUGAUGUUAAAAUGAAAAAACAAAACAAAAACGCGGUGCAUGUCCUGGAGAGCACGGAGAACUAGUCAACAUGCCUGUGGCUCUCUGGAAGGCGUGGCAUUGUGUAGUGGUGUCAUACACAACACAAGGCUUAGUGUGUGCUUGUAUGUUGCCAGCGAAAAAAGAACAGAUGCAGAAAAAUGCACCAUGCUGAUAUUUUUUUAUAGUUUACACAAUUGCGACUUAAUUGAAAGACCUGCAAUGGCACUUGAGAGUGCGGUACUCCCUUUGUACACCCUGCCUGCCAUGUUCUAUACUGGUGUCUGUCGGGCACUUUUGAUAUCUAUCGAAGCUGAUCCAAAUUAGGCUCGAUUCAGGUCACUGUACCACUACACGGUCACUCUUACUCGCUUUGAGGUCUGAUCACAAUCUGUGCACGGCUUCCAGAUCGCAUUGUGGCUGGCGUCUCCACCAAACUUGUUCUAUGUAAGUUUGGACCAUGUUUCAGCGACUGUUGUUGCUCAUUGUCAAGAAAUCUAAUUCGGACCGGCCCUGGUUGCAAUAGAAAGGGCUCGUGUGAUAUCAGUAUUAAGCUGCAUUCUCACUACAGUAGUGAUUGCAGACAAAUCAGCCGCACAAUGUACGCCACUGAUUGAAACGCUUCGUAACUUGCGUUCGACCAACGAGCUAACUCUGCUGUCGUUUUCCUGUAGUAUGAAAAAUGGCAUAAACUAUGUCAGGACUUCCAUGAGUAGCUGUCCACUCGGAAUCAUGUGCAGCCAACGUCUUCUUGUCGGUAAGUGACCUAAAGACGGUCAUCAGAUUGAAGUAUUUCCUGCAGCAUGUCUAGCCUAAAGUGGUGAUUUGGUUUAUUUAGCUGUGAGGAUGAAUCACUUCUUUGAAACCAGGGGAGUGACCGCUGCAACGAUAGUGACAAGUACGUUCUCGUAAUGUGUACAGUCAGCGUGCCUGAGGUCGUGAUUUCACCUGGUGUUUUGAGUUAAAAUUCACUUACAUUUUUAUUGUUUUUUUUUUCCCUUGCAAUGCCCCCUGGGCAUGUUGUCCAUGAACUGUACCUUUGUUUAUUUGACGGUGCAUUGUGUUCCCUAAUGCUGGGUUUCAUAGAUAGUCAUUGCAAUAUUUGCAAGUCAACACGAGUUGUUUUUCAGGGCUUCAAAGCCAUUUAGUUUGAAGAGUGUUAAGAUUUCAGACUUCAUUUUCUGGCGUGGCACGACAGAAUUUGUUUUUGCGUCUGCCCACAAGUUUGCCACAGCCUUCAAGCCUAUUAAGACUGCUCAAAUUCACUGAUCUUUUUUUAUUAAAUUGAUAAUGCCAUUUUUCCUAUAAUUUUCUCUUUCUGUUUAGCGAGGAACGUUUGCUUGCAGAAGGCUAUACCUUUUUGUCUUGCUCAGCAUUAAUUUUGUUUUUCUUUUUUCUUCCUUUGUUUUGGAAUAAGGUGUGUGAAGGCUUUGUCAGUGCAUAGAAACCUAGAAUUUGUGCCGCAGGAACUUGCCGUACAACCUGCUCGUGGGAAGCUGCUUUUGUUUUCUUUUUUUUCCUGCUGAGAUACUUGCUCCAGGUUAAUGAUAGACAUGCUAGCACUGUCGACAGGUAAAUCCUGAAGGGACCCUAAAAUGGAACAAGGAAUCACUCUUUUGUGUCUCUGAAGAAGGUACAGCCCUCCCCUGACUGAAGUGCAGCUGCUGAUCGCCUCCGCAUCUAACAAAACGGUCUCACUAUUGUUCCUGGACACGACGUCUGUUCGCAGGAUCACUGGGCGUUGAACUCGUGGCAUCGGUGUGGAGUGCACACUCAUUAGUGCUGGCUUGUGCAUGUCUAAUUUUCAAGGUGGAAACACUGCUGCUCUCCAAGGUUGUACCGCACUCUAGAGCUGUCUGCAAUGUCUUGUGAUUAGGUGGUGCAGUGUCACAAACUAGUAUACCGUGGCACCUCUGCUUCGCAUUUUCUUUUUAUUUUCUCUAUACAACGUAUGAAGAAAAUCUGCAUUUGAGUGUACGCACACGUCUUCCUCACAAAAGUUCAUGAGUCCGCUUGAUGUUAGCCUAUAUGCCACUUUCGAAGAGCACUAGGUGGCGUUCUUCAGUAGGCGUUUGUCCUAUCGCACACGAGAAUGUACAAUCCAAGAAUCUUUGCAGUUGACAAAACACUUGUGAUGCACUUCAAACCACUAGGAUUUUUUCAAGUUCUUGCAAUUCACUUGAAUUAUACAACAUUGCAACUGUCGAAGUAGAAAGUACCAAAAGACUGCCUUGUCUUGGUGUGGGAACUUCAAAGGGGGAUCAUAACUCACGUGCUUUUUGUUCAUUUUUUUGUUGCAUGCUUUCUCGCUUACCAGGUGCCGUCUUGCAGCAAUCUUGGGGAUUUUGAUACUGAGAAGGAAUAGCCUACUAAUACAAUAAAGAUCGUUUUUCGCUUUG